Molecule: messenger RNA, 1593 nt
Organism: Hydractinia symbiolongicarpus
Lineage: Eukaryota; Metazoa; Cnidaria; Hydrozoa; Anthoathecata; Hydractiniidae
Product: synaptophysin-like
Exons: 5
Coding region: 575-1243 (222 amino acids)
Cellular component (GO): membrane; synaptic vesicle
Source: RefSeq, a predicted model, not a curated record
GUGGCGUGUUGGCUAGAUCAAUCAAUAAGUGAAGAGUCAGUGAAUUCACAUUGUUUUCGAAAUCAUUGCAUAGAAAUUGUUUUAUUAUUUAUUUUUUUAGAUUGUUUUAUAAUUGCUCAUGAAACAAAAUAAAUGUGUCAUAUUUUUUUACAAAACGAUUUUGUAAGAGACUAAUAAAAAUUGAACAAUUUUGAAACGAUUUACACAAAGUCCUGAAAUUAUUUAAUACAAUUGUCAAAAUAUCAUUUGUGAUGAAAGAUAAGGCGUUAUGUGUAUUAUUGAAAUGAACUUUGAAACAAUGUUGACCCAAUUAAAAACCAAUUUAAAUUAAUUAUUUCAUAAAAGCUGUUGUAUUUUGUUUUAAAAUGACAUGAAAAUGUGCCUUUGAAGCUUACAAUUUGCUGUAUUUUCUUCUAAAAUGAUAAGCAAUAGUUGUUACAAAGCUUAAUAAUCAUCAUACUUAGAUUUAGAAUGACGAGAACAUGUUCCUUUGAAGCUGAACUUCAAAAAUGAUGAGAACAGGACCCGACAAAGCUUAUAACGUCACCGUAUUUUGUACUAGAAUGAAGAGAAAAUGACCUUUUUGGCCAUCUUUGCAUUCUCAUGUGUGACUGGUUUUCGUGGACAAUUCUCAUUUCAUCAACAUGUAAAUGGAACUUCUCACAGGGUCGAUGGACAUUUCAAGUAUCCAUUCUCUGGUUCAAUUUCCUUGAACAUGGCAAACGACACGAUGAAGAACAUUAUCGAUGUACCACUGGAGAUUGAUGAGCGAUCAUCAACAGAAUUCUUUGUUGUGAUUGGUGUAUUCUGCUUUUUGUAUAGCUUGGGAGUGUUAGUGUAUUAUACUUGGUUUGAAGAAGACAACAAACAGCCGUCGUCAGCUACUUUUAGUCCUCCAGUCAUUGACUUUGUUGCUGGUGGCUUUUGGGCAUUUUUUUGGUUUGUCAGCGCAUGCGCACAAGCAGCUGCUGUGAGGUCAAUCAAAAGUUCAACAGAUGUGAAUGAGCUCAUCAAGUCAUUAGCUCUGUGUAAAAUAACUUACACGUGUUCUAUUGACAAGGCCGCCAAAUAUGCAACGUUGACCAUCUCUAUUCUUCUUGGUUUCUUGAACGUGUUUGUUUGGGCUGGCAACAUGUGGUUUUUGUGGAAGGAAACGCCUUGGCACAGAGAUGCCACAUCCAAACCUGCUGUGACGCAACAAAAGCCACAACACCAACCAACUCCACCUGCAACCGCCAUUUAACUUUUUGGUUUAAAUUAUUCAACCAAAAAAAGAUUGUUGACACAUAGUACACGUUGGUGCGCUGUUUAUGCUUUUUUGAAAAAAGUAUUUUAUUAAGAACACAUUUGUUGCUAAAAAAACAUGUUUUAAAUAUAUAGUGUUCGUUAAGUGGGUUUUUAUUCACGGAGAAAAUAUUCAAUUUUGCACUGCACAAUUUUAUAUUCUGGCAACUUUGUAUGCACAAAUUCUUUUCUUGUCUGGUUCGUACGUCUUUUUACAUUUCCAAGUAUUCUUGUUCGUUUAUGGGUGUUUUUGUAGAAAGUCGUCUUUUGUAUUUGUUGCAUGUUAGAAAAUAUUAUUCGUUAGGGUUU